CUUCCUGAUCAAACGCGCCACUGACCAUUCUCAUAGGAGACAAUGGGGUGACGUCAUCGAUGGCGUCAUUCAUUUUUUUUACAGUCUAUGGCAGGUCCACAUACUUGGAAAAAAAGGGGGGCGGGGGGUUACUCACUUUGGCCAACGAGAUUCUCGCGAAACAUUGCUGUAUCAGCGCCAUUUUGGGAAGGAGACAGGCAAAAGCGGCAAAAAUUAAAAAAUAAGCGAGGAAUUUGCAAACACUUAAACAAGUUAAUGAGAUGGUCAGUGUGAUACGGUUUAGACAUACAUAUCAGCGUCUUAACCUAGUCUUACAAAACAACAAAAAAGCGAAUGACAACUGCUUAAGGGGGCACGAGCGAGUAAGCUGUGGCAGACUCAUUCUGCAAGCUACCUACAAGCUAACGACGCUAGCUAACAUCAGCUUGUGUUGAACCGCAUAAAGGAGUCACUAUCUGCAAUGUAGCUAACUAGCGAAGUUAUAGGAAGAGCUUUGGCAUCAUUGAAAGGUGAACACUGAACAGCCUCACGUUAUAGGAUAUCCAAAUCAUCAAGGAAGAGAGACGUGACUUGCUACUAUUGGCUCAACGUCCGAGUUACACUGAAUGGGAUAAACAGCAUCUGAACAUGUGGACUGGUUUUGUGGAAUUACAGAAGAACUAUUUAAUUUAGCAUUUUAUUUGAGACUUUGAUAUAAUGUAUAUGGACUUACAUCCUGCACUGAUCAGCUUUAGUCUCCUCUUCCAAGUUUUCCAAAUGUUUCUCAAAAAAUGAAUCAUUUUUGAAAGCUGUAGUUACUGUUAGCUAGCUAACUUUAUUUUUGGCAACAUGUGAUCACACUAACAUUUUAUCACCUGAUUUGAACAAAUAUGAGUUAAUGGUAUCUGGGCAGUUAAAACCCCUACAAAAUCACUGAAUCCUUCCUAAGGGGAUCGUAGCAAAUCCACCCCAAAUGUCUCUUUUGUAAAGUCGGGCGAGAACUUCAUUGGAUUUCCUUCAACAUCUCUGAAGGAUUUAAUCAUUCUGGGAACUGGAAUUACGUGGCAAAAAUGGAAAGUUAGUUGCGAAUAUCAACGUCAACAUUUUGUAAUUGACCCUGUCUGCACGAUACAUGUGGGGAGCAGAUUAACUGGAUAACUGACUGUGAGAACAAAAACACUAGGAGAAUUUUGGGAUUACAGCACAGGAGACGCCUCCGCUCAGUCCUCCGUAGCUGGGGCUGGAGAAAUGAUGUGUUGAUGUCUUGCCCACCUCACUGGAGACGCAAACCUAAAUGGCGCAGCAUGACUUCACUCCAGCCUGGCUUAACUUUCCCACAACACCCUCAUCAGCCAAGCCCUCUCAGGUCUAUGACAAAUCUUUCCAGUCUCCUGCCAAAUGUCUGGACAACCACGGGGAUGUGAGUCGCAGACGCCACAACUCAUCAGACGACUCAGAGCCUGUCAACGGACGCACUGGGGGAAUCUUCUCUAGGAAAGAGGGGAACGGAUGGGGGGUCCGGAACGGCAGCGAGGGCUCCAAUUCACGCCCUCCCCUCCAGCGUGGCGGACCCUCUCCUCGCUCCAAGAGCAAAGGCCUGCCUGAGGGCCAGCAAGGCCACAGGGACGAUGGGGACAGACGCAAACAGUUUGAAGUUGAAGACUUUCCAUCACUCCAUCCUGAUGCGGACCGAGAGGUCAACCGUGACAAAGCUGUUGCCACUGGAGUAUGGGAACACCCACCUAACCCUCAAUCCAGGGGCUCGAAAAUGAUGGUGAUCAAGCGCGUCUCCAGGGAGCAGCCCACACCAGCACAGACCUGCACGUCCAAUCCUCAACAACAACAAGCCCCUUCCCGCAAUGGCACUGGCCCCUCCCUCUACAAGGGCCCCAUCCCCAUAUCUGUCAGUCUUCCAGUCAAGGCGAGUCGCUCCAGCUCGUCGUCCCCGGUGGACAAGGGCAGUCAGCCGCGGCUUAUGAUGCGUCUGACACGCAUGACACGCUCAGACCGCAAGAGCACCUUCCUCAAAGCCCUCAAAAAGGACAUGGUGGACGAGGAGGACCUCUAUCACCACUGCAAGCAUGACGAUGGUUUCCAUCCGCAGAACAGCAAUGUGGGCUGCGGGGACGAGAACCGUAACCGUUGUGAGCGAAGUGUCUCACAGGAGAACGGCAACACGACCACACUAACAAUGAGGCAGCAAGUGCUGCGCUCCUCCACCUUCCCCCAGCAGGAGGUGCUAUCCAGCUCUUUGGAGGCAGAGCACAGGUUAUUGAAAGAGAUGGGUUGGCAGGAGGAGAGUGAGAACGACGAGACGUGUGCCCCUCUGACGGAGGAUGAGAUGAGGGAGUUCCAGGCCAUCAGUGAACAGCUGCGGAAGAACGGUCUAAGGAGAAACAGCUUCCUGAAGAACGGCCCUCCCAUCGACUCCCUGGCCGUGUGGAAGACCAGCAACCUCAAAAUGGCCACCGACACCACGGAGGAGACGGAGACCAGCAGCAGCGACACCUCGGACGACGAUGCCUAAAGCAGCCUUCAUCAUAACCCUGUUCACUGCUACCACACCUAACCCUCUCUCACCAGAGGAAAGAGACAUUCCCCCCUGAUGCAGAGCGGGCAAUUCAGACGUCCUCCCAUCAUUUCAUUUCACAGGCCCCCUUCAAGACAUGGACAGAUGUUCCGAAUGGACUUGAGAAAGAACACUGCUUUAUGGCUUUGUAGCAAGGCCCCUAUUUGUUGGGGCCGGGGGGGUGGAGAUUUCAAUGUUGGACUAAAUGUUUGUUCCAUCACUGAAGAGAUUGAUACUAUGUACCGUAUGAUGAAUGUGGGAAAAAAAGGUCCGUUCUGGAGGCUAUUGAAUAAAAUGAUUGCAAUUCA
This is a messenger RNA of Salmo salar (Atlantic salmon), 2856 nucleotides long. The record is from RefSeq and is a predicted model, not a curated record. NCBI's taxonomy places the organism in Eukaryota, Metazoa, Chordata, Actinopteri, Salmoniformes, Salmonidae.